AUGUUGGAAUUGCUGGGAUUUAAAACUUUGGAUGAAAUGACGGACAAAGCUGUACCCGCCAAUAUUAAGUUCAAAGGUGAAUUAGACAUUGAACCUGCCAUAGGAGAAUAUGAACUUUUGCAAAGAAGUCGUGAAAUGGCAGAAAAGAACAAAAUUUGGAGAUCUUAUAUUGGAAUGGGUUAUCAUAAUUGUUGCGUUCCUCAUACAAUAUUGAGAAAUAUUUUUGAAAAUCCUGGAUGGACUACUCAGUAUACUCCUUAUCAACCUGAAGUAGCUCAGGGAAGAUUGGAAAGUCUUUUAAACUAUCAAACAAUGAUUUCUGACUUGACUGGUUUAGAAGUUGCUAAUGCUUCAUUGUUGGACGAAGGUACAGCAGCAGCAGAAGCCAUGACUCUAUGUCACAGACAAAACAAACGGUUGAAGGUUUUCCUUUCUGAGAAACUGCAUCCACAAACAGCAUCCCUUGUUCAAACUAGAUGUGAUUCUUUAAACAUCCAAGUUCACAUAGGAGAUUUAAAAACUGCUGAUUUUUCUAAUAGAGAUUAUGCUGCAGUACUUGUUCAAUAUCCAAACACUGAUGGAACAAUCGAGGAUUAUGUAGAUAUUGUUGAAAAAGCUCAUUCUCACGGCACUCUCGCCGUUUGUGCCACCGAUUUACUCGCUCUUACAAUUCUAAGGCCACCAAGUGAAUUUGAUGUUGAUAUUGCCAUUGGAACCUCACAAAGAUUUGGUGUUUCAUUAAAUUACGGAGGUCCUCAUGCAGGAUUUUUUGCCUGUAAACAGAAUUUAGUAAGACUUAUGCCUGGAAGAAUGAUUGGAGUUACAAGAGAUUCGAGUGGCAACGAUGCGUACAGAUUAGCUCUUCAAACACGAGAACAACAUAUUCGAAGAGACAAAGCAACAUCAAACAUUUGUACAGCUCAAGCUUUGUUGGCAAACAUGUCUGCUAUGUAUGCAGUUUAUCACGGACCGGAAGGAUUAAAAAAUAUAGCCAACAGAGUGCACGGAGCUACUCUUAUUUUAAGUGCAGGGUUGAAAAAAAGAGGUCAUAAAGUUUUGAAUCCUUUAUUUUUUGACACAAUCAAAGUUGAGCCGAUAUUGAAUAUGUUUGAAAUACAAGAUAGAGCAGCUCAAAAAAAAAUAAAUUUAAGGUAUUUUGAUGACGACACAAUAGGAAUCGCUUUAGACGAAACAGUAGGAACGAACGAUAUUCAAGAUUUGUUUUAUAUUUUUGGCGUAAAAGAAACCGUCAACGAGGUUUCUGCCAAAGUAAAUGAAACGGAAAAAUCAAUUCUCGAUACGCCAAUGAAACGAACUUCACCUUUUCUUACGCAUUAUAUAUUUAAUAGCCGACAUUCUGAAUCAAAAAUAGUCAGGUACAUGAAACAAUUGGAAAAUAAAGAUGUGUCGUUGGUGCACUCGAUGAUUCCUUUGGGAUCUUGUACUAUGAAAUUAAACAGCACAACUGAAAUGAUUCCAUGCAGUUUCCCACAUUUUGCUGAUCUGCAUCCAUUUGCUCCUUUGGAUCAAACUGAAGGCUACCAGCAACUUUUUAAAGAAUUAGAAAAAGAUCUUUGUGCUGUGACCGGCUAUGAAAAAAUUUCAUUUCAACCGAAUAGUGGAGCACAAGGAGAAUAUGCAGGUCUUCGAGCCAUUCAAAGUUAUCACGAAUCCAAAGGUGAAGGAAGCAGAAACAUUUGUUUAAUUCCAAUUUCUGCUCAUGGAACAAAUCCUGCAAGUGCACAGAUGGCAGGAAUGAAAGUAGAACCUGUGAACAUAGCACGAGAUGGUACUAUUGACAUAAUCCAAUUGAAAGAAAAGGUUGAUCAAUUCAAAGAUGUUUUAUCAUGUUUAAUGAUUACUUAUCCAUCAACAAAUGGCAUGUUCGAAGAAUCAAUUGCAGAUGUUUGUGAUAUAAUUCAUAAAAAUGGAGGUCAGGUGUAUUUGGAUGGUGCCAACAUGAAUGCUCAAGUAGGUUUAUGUCGACCAGGUGAUUAUGGAUCCGAUGUCUCUCAUUUAAAUUUACACAAAACAUUUUGUAUUCCUCACGGAGGUGGAGGACCUGGUGUGGGUCCCAUUGGAGUCAAAGCACAUUUAGCUCCUUUUCUUCCUUCACAUCCAGUUGUUAAUCCCUUGGGAGAAUCUGGAACUAAAACAAAAUCUUUUGGAGUCGUUAGUGCUGCACCUUUUGGCUCCAGUGCUAUUCUACCCAUAUCCUGGGCUUACAUAAAGAUGAUGGGUGGUAAAGGUUUAAAAAAGGCUACACAAGUUGCUAUACUUAAUGCAAACUACAUGUCUAAAAAAUUAGAAAAUCAUUACAAAACUCUUUUCAAAUCACCCAAAACGAAUAUGUGUGCUCACGAAUUUAUUAUAGAUUUAAGAGAAAUGAAAAAAACAGCCGGAAUAGAACCUGUUGAUGUUGCUAAAAGGUUGAUGGAUUACGGUUUUCACGCACCCACAAUGAGUUGGCCGGUUCCAGGUACUUUAAUGGUUGAACCAACUGAAUCUGAAGACAAAGAAGAAUUGGACAGAUUCUGCGAAUCUCUUAUAUGCAUUAGACAAGAAAUCCGUGAUAUAGAAGAUGGUAAAAUGGAUCCAAGAACAAAUCCUUUAAAAAUGGCGCCUCACACGCAACAACAAGUUAUUUCAUCGGAUUGGAAUAGACCGUAUACAAGAGAACAAGCAGCUUUUCCUGCGCCAUUUGUAAAAGGAGAAACGAAAAUAUGGCCGACCUGUGGAAGAAUUGAUGAUGCUUACGGUGACAAACAUCUUGUAUGUACUUGCCCCCCAAUAUUACCGGAUUACACCCCAUCUUGA
Messenger RNA from Pediculus humanus corporis (human body louse), 2817 nucleotides. RefSeq names its product glycine dehydrogenase, putative. The transcript is spliced from 17 exons. Gene Ontology annotation, cellular component: glycine cleavage complex; mitochondrion. Lineage: Eukaryota; Metazoa; Arthropoda; Insecta; Psocodea; Pediculidae. Bases 1 to 2817 code for a protein of 938 amino acids. Gene Ontology annotation, biological process: glycine decarboxylation via glycine cleavage system. The record is from RefSeq and is a predicted model, not a curated record. Gene Ontology annotation, molecular function: glycine binding; pyridoxal phosphate binding; glycine dehydrogenase (decarboxylating) activity.